AUGACCACGUAUGAAGAAUAUGGUGAAGAUGAGCUCAACGACUACAUCAUCCAGCUCGGGAUUCAAGACUCCUGCCAAGAGACCUUUCUAAAAUCUGCAGCAAGUUUAGAAACAGCGACAGAUGAAAAUUUGAGAGUCCUGGCUGCCAUCGAGCAAGGUGAGGUCCUGAUGCUCAGGGGGACGCUGAGGCAUACCUUCGCCUUCAGGGAGUCAGACAGCCGAGGCUGGCUUCCUGUUCAUCGAGCUGCGUCCCAGCCGGUCCUGGAGGUCCUGCAGACCGUCUUGAGAUUGGCAGCUCAGGGGCUCAGCCUGGAGGAGAGGACGCUCGUGGGAGGAGACACGCCGCUGACACUGGCUGUUAAAGCUGGACUGGUGCAGAAUGUGAAGUGCCUGCUGGAGCACGGAGCCUCACCUAACACCAACAACAGCAAGAACGAGUCGCCACUGCUGCUUGCGGUGAGGGCCGGCUCUUUCGAGAUGACGUACACGCUGGUCGUUCACGAUGCCUGGGUGGAGCAAGCUUGUCGGAAGAAGUGGACGGCGGUGCAUGAGGCGGCCAAGGUCGGCAACGUGGACAUCCUGAUGCUGCUGCUGAGGAACGGAGGCCGGGUGAACCAGAGAGACGUGAUGGGGGUGACGCCGCUCGCAGUCGCUGCAGAGCACGGCCAUUUCCACAUCGCUGAGAUUCUGCUAAACUGCGGUAGCAAAGUGAACUCUCAGGCCUGUAAUGGGGAAAGUGUCCUGUUGGACGCAGCCGGAUCAGGAAACAUCGCCUGCAUUCAGCUGCUUCUGGACAACGGAGCCAACCCCAACCUCCCCAGCAUGACCGGACACCUGGCCAUCCACAAGGCAGCAUACGGCGGGCACUACGAUGCUCUUAAGCUGCUCAUACCUCUGACCAACAAGAAGGCCAUCAAAGAGGCGGGUCAGAGCCCGGUCCACUCUGCCGCGGAGGGAGGCCAGAGCUCCUGCCUGAAGCUCCUGUUGGCCUGUGGCUUCGACGUCAACUACCGCAUGAACACCAGAAACUCAGAAAACUACCGGGACAUGAGGAGGAGCGCCUUGUACUUCGCCGUCUCCAACGGGGACGCGGAGUGCACCAAAGUCCUCCUGGCGGCUGGGGCAAAGACGGACCUGGACCCGCUGUGCUGCCUCCUGGUGGCUGUCAGGUCGGGGCGCUACGAGAUGGUGAAGCUGCUGCUGGCGGCCAAAGCGGACGUGAACUGUUACUUCACGGUGGUGAAUGACACGGUGUUCCCCACGGCGCUGCAGUACUGCCUGAAGGACGAGGUGAUGAUGAGGCUGCUGCUCAACAACGGCUACAAGGUGGAGAGGUGCUUUUACUGCCACCAUGACGAGGAGUUUGAUGCUACCAAUGAGGGGAAAAUUCCAUUCUGUGAGUUCAUGAGUCUUUGCUGCGUCAUGCAUCUUUCCGGCAGCGUGGUCCGGAUCCUGCUGGACUACGUCAACCACGUCCACAUCUGCUCAAAACUCAGACUCCUACUGGAGAAACAGAGAGAGUGGCCCGAAAUAUCUGACAUCCUCAACAGUCCUCGCUCCCUCAGGCAUCUCUGCAGACUGGAGAUCAGGAGGCGUCUGACCCUGAAGAGACUCAACAACCCCGAAAUUAUGAACUCAGACAUUUUCCCUCCCAGACUGAAGAGCUUCAUCCUGUAUCAGGAGCUCGACCUCUACAGCCAGGACUCUGAGCACACUUAAUCUGAGCGCUUGUUUGGAAAAGAUGUAACUAUUUCUUAUUGUUUGUAAUUUUGAUAAAUACAAUAUUGUAUUUUCUAAAAAGAGCUUUAUUAUGUUUAGAAUAUUUUUUUCACCUUUUAAGUCCAUUUACUACAAGUCAAAUGUGCCUUCCAUCAUUAUAACCAUUUUGAAACGCAUUAAUCCCUAUUGCCACUUUUUUGACCUGUUGGAGGCAUCAAAGGUUGCUGUUUAUUGUUGUUGCCUCAAAAGUACAGUGUAUUCAUGAUGAAAAUGUGCAAUGUGCAUUAACUUCAUCUGCAAUAAUUUAUGAUUCUGAAAGACAAUUGAAGAUUUAAUAACCUGUUCUGUGAUGUUAUUCCAUGCCAAUAAAAAAA
Messenger RNA from Centropristis striata (black sea bass), 2093 nucleotides. Its product is annotated as ankyrin repeat and SOCS box protein 15-like. Gene Ontology annotation, cellular component: cytoplasm. Bases 1 to 1719 code for a protein of 572 amino acids. Gene Ontology annotation, biological process: intracellular signal transduction. The transcript has 9 exons. Gene Ontology annotation, molecular function: protein binding. Lineage: Eukaryota; Metazoa; Chordata; Actinopteri; Perciformes; Serranidae. The record is from RefSeq and is a predicted model, not a curated record.